AAAACAACUAAUCCUUUCUGAACUCUGUUAUAACCUGUAGUUAAAAAAGACCUAGAUCACUCGUCGCUCGUUACUGAUUGAUGUAGGAAUGCCUAAUGUUGCCUAAAGUAAUAGCUGGGAGCUCAAUAGAAUUCUCCAAAUAGCUUUAGGGUUAUACAAUACUAAAACAUGACGAAUGACUUGUGUGCGAUCUCACCACAGAGUCAGUUUGCUGUCUAACGGAACGCCUUCACCCUGCCCCCUGGACAGUAAAGGAAGUUCGAAGCGUUCUCCUCUUACGUCCCGUUAACGCAUGCGCUACAUUGUCGGGAAGACUUCAAGAUUCCUUAGGGCGACAGCAACACCGGUUAAAAGUAUGGCUUACUUUUGCAAAAGUUAAUUUGUCGCUGAAAAGGUGGUUCGUUUAGGUUCUACAUUUAGAGCAACAACAUAAUAAUUUCUUCAACUAGUCUUCACACUAACGCAAUGUCUUUUAACCAUGAAACGCCGAUAAACAUUGGGAAUAGCGGUGAAAAACGUUUAAGCCUUUGCUGGACAAUACAGAUUUCUCAGAGAUGAAUUUCGGUGUCCCAGCGAACGCUCUCCUGUUUCGUGUUUGCGAUGAAGGCGACUACGAGAGUGCUAAGCGAAUUCUUGAGCCCGGGGCGAACGAGUCUGGGACGCAGUGCCGAAGCCUGCGUUUGGAUGCGGGGUCCGAGUGCAGUGUCGAUACCACCCGGGGAGUCUCCCUUGUUCCCGUUGACUGCUUUGACGAGGAGGGGAACACGGCCCUUCAGUUCUCGGCAGCCUCUGGACAUGAGAACCUGGUCCGGUUUUUGCUCCGAAAGGGGGCUUCAGUGGACAGCCUAAAUAACUACGGCUGGACGCCACUCAUGCAAGCUGCGAGGUUCGGUCACCUGACAGUGGCUCACAUCCUGCUGGAGAAUGGGGCGGAUGUCAACGCCCGUAACCGCAUUGGUGCCAGUGUUCUCAGCAUGGCAGCACGCGGAGGCCACGCCCAUGUGGCCAAGCUCCUCCUCGAAUCGGGCGCCUUCGUGGACGACUACGACCACCUGGCCAUCCCUGAGGCCCCCAGUGGAGACAGUGGCAGUGGCAGUGGCACCAGCACUUCCGGGAGUAGCACGGGAGAAGUCGUUCCCAGCGACGAAUGGGGCAGGGAGUUCCUGGAGGUGACCCCUCUACUGGUGGCUUCACAGCUUGGCCACGAGGCCAUGGUACGUAUGCUACUGGAGUGGGGCGCCGAUGCCAACUCGUACCAGAAGAGCACAGGCUGGAGCGCCCUCAUGCUGGCUACCGCCGCAGGGAAGAUGAGCGUGGCCCAGCAGCUGGUGGAGAGGGGAGCCGACCCGGACCACCUGAACGCCCUGGCCAAGACCGCCUUCGAACUGGCACUGCAGCUCAAGCAGAAGGAGGUGAAGAACUACCUGGACUCCAUCACCACGGUCAGGCCACAACCAGAUGACGAGAAGAGGAGGCCAGAUAUCUUCAGAGCUCUAAAAUUAGGUAACGCACAGCUGGUGCGCGAGCUCCUGGAGGAGGAGCCGUCCCAGGUGAACGUGGCCAAUGCGGACGGGGCGUCUCCCCUCAUGCUGGCGGCCGUGAGCGGGCAGCUGGAGAUGGUCCAGCUGCUGGUGCACCGCAGCGCAGACAUGGACAAGCAGGACACCGUACAUGGAUGGACAGCACUCAUGCAAGCUACUUAUCAUGGGAAUAAAGAUGUGGUGAAGUACCUGCUGAGUCAGGGAGCGGAUGUCAACCUACGAGCCAAGAACGGAUACACAGCCUUUGACCUUGUCAUGUUAUUAAAUGACCCUGACACGGAGCUGGUGAGGCUGCUGGCAUCUGUCUGCAUGCAGGUGGAUAAGGACAAGAUCAAGCAGCAGAGGAAGACCCCCCUCCUGCGCUCCAAGAGCCGCCAGUCUCUCAACAUGCCCCUCCCCCCGGACGACAGAGGGGGCCUCAAGUCCUGGUGGAACCGCAUGUCCAAUCGCUUUCGGCACCUGAAGCUGACCCACACCCUCAGACACGGGCUCUCCACCAAUCGCCUGACUCCCUUCUCUGAUGAGCCUGAGCCCUCAUUGGACAGCACCAUGAAGGCAGACCGAAAGAAGAGCAACACCGCUUCCACUGGGUCCAAUGGAGCUAUAUCGCCAUCUAGUGGACAAGCAACGCCAGACACCAGCACAGCAUGGACAACCAAGAGCAGAGACAGUGGUAUUGGAAGAAGCAGCUCUGAGAAAGAUGACAUUCUCAUUACAACAAUGUUGAGGAAUGGCGCGCCACUCACCACGCUGCCCAAUGACAAGCUGAAAGCCGUGAUCCCGCCCUUCCUGCCCCCCUCGAACUUUGAGCCGUGGAACUCGGACCGCUCCCGUCUGCUGAAGGAGGGCAAGACCACCGAGCCCCCGCGUCUCUCUAUGCCCCAGAGGCCCAGCAAGGCCAACUUCAACAGCAGUGGCAACUCAGACAUAACGUCCAUUAGUCGUGUGGUGAGCAGCAGAUCCAUUAAGUUCCCCAGCAUCGGCAAAGGCCCCUCAUCCUCCCCCUCCAACUCUGGGAACUACAACUCCCCUCACUCCUCAGGAGGCUCCAAUGGGGUCGCAGGGGUCAACCGGCACACCUCCGACUCACACAACCGCUCAGGGGGCAGUGGUGCGGACAGUGUGCUCUCUCAGAUCGCUGCCCACAGGAGGAGAGCCGCAGGGCUGCUGGAUGCCAAAGCCCCUGCCCAGGAGACCCCCUGCCCCACCCCAUUACCAGUGCUGCCCUCCGUGCCCGCCCUCCCCGAAAUCAACCUGCCUGACAUUCACAGCACACCCAACCUGAUAGGCAGCGACUUACACAGCCGACGGAAGGUAGACCUGAAGAAGCGUCCCCAGUCAGGCAACUCCUCCACCUCCAAGAGCACGUCCCCCACGCUGACGCCCUCGCCCUCCCCCACGCCGAAGCCUCCUGCGGGGGACUCUCUCUCCUCCGCCUCCUCCCACCCGCGCUCCAAAAGCAGCGGAGGCUCCAGCAGUGGCACCAUCACAGACGAGGAUGAGCUGACAGGCAUUUUGAAGAAGCUCUCCCUGGAGAAGUAUCAGCCCAUAUUUGAGGAACAAGAGGUUGACAUGGAGGCUUUCCUCACCUUGACGGAUGGGGAUCUGAAGGAGUUGGGCAUCAAGACAGACGGACCCCGACAGCAGAUCCUGGCAGCCAUCUCUGAACUCAACGCUGGGAAGGGGAGGGAGAGGCAGAUCUUGCAGGAAACCAUCCACAACUUCCAGUCAUCGUUUGGGAGCAGCGCCAGUAACCCACGGCCUCCAGGCUAUCCUCGCUCUCCAACAGGGUGGACCAGGCACCAGGUGCGCACUCCUAACAAGAGGUAGCAUCGGCGACCAAUCACAGACGGAGUUUUCCCAACAGGAGGCCUCUGAAGUCAUGUGACCCUGCUCUAAGGGUCUGAUUGGGGGAUGAGGUUUUCCUGGACGCCAGUGUCCCAGAGCACCUCAGUGUGUGUGAGGACACUGCAGCUCAAUGCUUUCCAGCCCUCUGCCCCCCCCCCCCCCCCCCCCCCCCCCCAUCAAGGGGUCUCUCCAGUGACAGAGUUGGGAAGCACUCGGGGUGGUGGGGGUUAGGGGUUAAUGCCACCCCUUCCCAUUUCGCAGUCAGCGCAAGAUAAAUGGGGCAAAGACAUGGUUGUCCUGACUCGUAACAGGCACCAGGUGGCGAUAGAGAGUCUGCGAAAGUUGCCUAAGGAGCCGGCAAGGUCAUUUUAGGUCUCCAGUAAGAGUAUCAUAUGGUGGGUGCCAUAUGUGGCUGGAAUGCUUAGUGGGUCAUUGAGAUGGGCACACAGUGAUAGCACGGAUGAAAGAGUUGGAAGGAAGGGCAGAGGUUGUGCUUUUAGAUGGAAGAUAUGGGGAAGAAUGAAAGAGUAAUAGAAAGAGAAUAUUGUAAUUUGUGUUAGGUAGAAAAAUGUUUUAUGUGUGUGUCAAUAUUAUUGUUGGUAAUGUAUCAAGUAGUCACUUGUACAAAAGCCGAAUCAUUUUGUUGAUAAGUGUCAGCUCUGAGCAUUGUUAAAUACUCAAAUAAAAAUUAAUCUUAACCCUUUCAACCACAUUUCCAUUUCAGUCUCUCUGUCUCUCUCUCUCUCUCUCUCUCUCUCACACACUCACACACCCUUCUCAAUCAUCCUCAGAGAAGACAGGCAGACCUUGCAUCUCUCUGUCUGUGCAGGAGUUUCCCUUCUGGUUUUGAUAAGUGACUCAGUGUGACCAACCCCAUAUCUUCACCAUUCAGAUGGAUUCAUGGAAUUAUGCUGUGCAUCUAUAUGAAAUAUCGCACGGCCACAUGGAAAUCCCUAGAGUCAAUAUGUCUAGCACCUAAAAGCCUCUGGCUCACAAAGAGAGUCAGGAGACAU
Messenger RNA from Clupea harengus (Atlantic herring), 4402 nucleotides. It is a transcript of the gene anks6, whose product is annotated as ankyrin repeat and sterile alpha motif domain containing 6. NCBI's taxonomy places the organism in Eukaryota, Metazoa, Chordata, Actinopteri, Clupeiformes, Clupeidae. The record is from RefSeq and is a predicted model, not a curated record. Gene Ontology annotation, molecular function: protein binding.